GCUGUCCACAAAAACAUAAACAAAACAACGUGCAAUCAUACUGUGCGAUAUCGCAAUUUAUUGCUCAUUCUUGGGGCUACCAGUUGAUGUGCAACAAUGAAGAAUCUAUACUGUCUUGCCCAGAAAAGUGCCAACUUUGGGGCCUUCCCAUUGGGUCCAUCCACUCGGAUGGUGGUGGAUUCAAAUAAUAGUGAUAUGAUGUAUGUUGUAUUGGCCGAUGCGAGCAACAACGAUUACGUCGUGUAUCGACUGAACCGGUUGGAUCAAGUUGGGACGAGGAUUUUGUCGGUCCCGGGGGAGAUAGUUGGAAUUGAACACUUGGCGCUGACCGAUGAGUUGUGUAUAGCUACGGCCGCCGGUGAAGUCAUGGUUUUUCAAAGCGAUGGAAUGAAUGAACCGGAAGUGGUGACGUUUUGUUCGGGUGGAUUACAGGCCAUGGGAUGGAGUCCGGAACAGGAAGUGGUAGCGUUCGUUGACUGUAAUUCUAAUGUGGUAACGAUGAAUGCCGCUUACGAUCCGAUCAAUGAGAUCUGCCUCCAAGAUGAUACCUUCGGCGAUCGGGAGUUUAUGAGCGUCGGAUGGGGAAAGAAAGAAACACAAUUUCAUGGGUCAGAAGGUAAGAGUGCAGCCCGUGUAAAGAAGGAAGAAGUUGAUGCGUUGAGCGAUACGACUCAGAUUAAUUCGAAGGUGAACAUCAGCUGGAGGGCUGAUGGAGAGUACUUUGUUGUGGGAUUUUUGGGUCCGUUUGGGAGGGCAUUCAAAGUUAUCAGCAAGGAAGGAGCCUUGCAGUUUACGUCAGAAAAAUGCUACGGAUUGGAAGCAGCACUUGCAUGGAGACCGUCUGGUUUGUGGAUCGCUACGCCUCAGGUUCUGAAGGACAAAUAUGUGAUUGCUUUGUUCGAGAAAAAUGGUCUGAAGCACAGGGAAAUUGAUUUGCCGUUCAAUCAGAGCGAAGAGGUAGUUCGAGGUCUGUACUGGAGUCAGGAUUCUGAGAUACUUGUUGUGCAUACCCUGAAACAGGCGAAAGAAUUAAACUGUUUAUAUUUCAUGAUUAUAUGCAAUUAUCAUUGGUAUAAUAAACAAUAUUUGGAAUAUGGAACCAAUAUAGUGGGAAUUCAUUGGGAUAUAAAAUACUCGCAGGGCAAAAUACUUCAUAUUCUCUUGGAAAAUGGAGACUACGAAGCCAUCAGGUGGGAAUUUGCUGUAAAUAAUUCCGAUGGAUUGGAAAAAUCCGAUGAGGCUCUGGUUGCCGUCAUCGAUGGAAAAUCUCUGCUACUAACAAACUUCAGAGGAGUUGUUAUUCCACCUCCAAUGUGUGGAUAUACGCUGAACACCAACGAGCAAAUGAACGCCGUGAGCUUUCUACGCAAUCCGGGGGAUCAGCUCGAUUCCAACUGUUUCAUUGUGGUCGACAGUCGCAACAGGGUCACCUUUCAUCAACCCGAGAUUGCUGAAGAUGUAGUUCAUCAUUUGAAAGGCGUUCUGAAUCUUGGAAAGACGCUGGAAAUUGGUACUGGACGGUACUCACACUGGUUGUGGUUAAGGCCAGACGUACUUUUGGUCGUAGAAGGGUGCAAUCAAGUUACGGUCUUCCGCAUUAACAUUUCGGAGGGAAAAUUUGAAUCUCUGCAGAGCCUCAAAGUGGGCAGUGACACCGAUUGUAUCGGAUGCAUCGAGGGAAUCAAUGGUACCUCUGCGAUAAUUGAACUUAUGACAGGUCAAACAUUUCAGCUAGAUUUGCUACCUUCGAUUAUUUUGAAGGAGUCCUUAAAAUUACCAGAAUUCUGUGAGCAACUCAGGGUUCGUCCACUGAAAGACGACAAGUUCAAAGUUUACUCGUUGAAAAAUCGCCAAACCUUGUACGCCAAUGGUUCCAAGAUCGCCUCGGAUGUAACUUCGAUUUUUCUAACAGAGCACUACCUACUAUUCACCACGAUUGCCGAGUUGAAAUUUGUCGACGUUGAGAGCGAUGCAGUGAUUGGCGAACGGCGCGUGGAACGUGGUUCGAAGUUGGUUGUGGUUGUGCCCAAGUUCUCUCGCACAGUGUUCCAACUUCCUCGGGGUAAUCUAGAGGCGAUUGCACCUCGUGUCUUGACGCUGGACCUGGUUGCCGAUCAUCUGAACGCACUCGAGUACCACAAAGCCUUCGACAUCCUUCGCAAGGAGCGCAUCAACUUGAACCUGAUUGUGGACCACAAUCCGCAGCUGUUUUUAUCUAAUUUGGACCGCUUCCUUCGGGAGAUCGUCAAUGCGAACUGGCUAAAUUUGUUCAUAAGUGACCUGGCGAAUCAGGAUGUCUGCCAGAGUAUGUACGAGAGUAAUUAUCGCAAUAGGAAAGCACCGGUGAUCGAGGGGUAUAAAGUCGAGGCCAAAGUUAGCCUCCUCUGCGAUCAAUUAUUGCAUGCAUUGAACGAGGCGGACCGAGUCCGAGCGGAUUAUACUCUGCCGAAAAUCACCUGUCAUGUCAAACAGGGUAAGCUGGAGGAAGCCCUUGAAGUGAUUUGGGACCUCAAGAAGACCCAAAGAAAUGAAAAAGCCGCCGAAGAAGCGCUCAAAUAUUUACUAUACCUUGUGGAGGUCAAUGACUUGUUCAAUGUUGCCCUCGGGAUGUACGACUUCGGGCUGGUUCUGUACGUGGCUACGAAAUCUCAAAAGGACCCCAAAGAGUAUCUGCCAUUCCUCAAUGAAUUGAAGCGAUUGGAUGAGAACUACCGCAAGUAUAAAAUCGACUGCCAUUUGAAGCGGUUCGAGCGAGCGAUCGAGAGCAUCUCGCGGUAUGGGGAUGACGAAGACAAGUUCCAGGAAGCGCUCCACUUGACGAUCAAGCAUGGUCUCUACACCAAGGCUAUGAGUUGCUAUCGAGGCAAUGAGAAGUAUUUCGCAAGAAUAUGCACAUCCUACGGGGAUCAUUUGCGACAAAGUAACAAACCAUCGGAUGCGAGUUUGAUUUACGAGAAAGCGCGCGAUUACCGGCAGGCGAUCGCUUCGGCGAGGAAUGCUGUUGAUUGGGAGAGGUGUGUCCGCUUGGCGAAGGAUGCCAAAUACGACGAGAGUGAGUUAGAGCGAUUGGCUCACUCGUUAAUUCCAGCGCUGCAGGAAGCCGGAAAUUAUGAAGCAGCCGCCCGACUGGCGAAAGAAUUUCUGAAUGACGGCAGAAAAACGAUAGAGAUACUUCUGAAGGAUCACCUGUUUGAACAGGCCUUGCUAGAAGCGCACAUUUGCGAUCGUACGCUGGUGGACGAUGUGAUACGACCAAAUUUGGAACAAUAUUUGCAUUCGUUGGUAGAAACGAUCGCCAACGAGAAGGAGCAAUUCUUGAAGCAGAAAAAUCGACUGCUUGUGGUUAGGGAGGAAAAGACUAGGAAGAAACUUGAGCAACACAACGAAGAAGAUGACGGACACGAUGUGGAGGAUUGCGAUUUGUAUUCGGACACCUCGACGGUGGCGUCUUCCCGGUACACGAGUAGCUCCGGAAGAUCUGGCAAAUCGCAUCGAUCGGGCAAGAACCGGCGGAAGCACGAGCGCAAACUGCUCAGUCUGAAGGAAGGCAAUCCAUUCGAGGAUAUCGCCCUUGUGGACGCUCUCCACGCGCUGGUGGCUCGAAUCUGUGCAGUUGAGAGACAGCGGCACAUUCGAACGGUUUGCAAAGUGGCUAUCGAAUUGGAUCACCUGGAGAAGGCGGCUCAGGUUCAGACGGAUUUUGGUGAUUUGUUCCAUUUGGUUAAAUUUUCGCUGGACGCCAUUUGGAUUCCGGAAAUGAUAGUGCCCGGUAGUGGGCAGGAUGUGGAAGCAGUCGCUCUUGCGACUGGUGAUUUGAGUGCGGUUCAGAACGCGCAGCAUUACGCUUUGAUUAAACCUCACCAACGGUUUAAGCCUGAACUGCAGAGUAUAUCGUGGCAAUUUGAAAUUCUUAAGUAGAAAGGAUGAUAAAAAGUGAAGUAUUUUAUUUGUAGGUCUAUAAAUAAAUAAAAAAAUGUUUCAUUACAA
Toxorhynchites rutilus septentrionalis is the source of this 3987-nucleotide messenger RNA. RefSeq names its product elongator complex protein 1 (gene Elp1). The transcript has 4 exons. Lineage: Eukaryota; Metazoa; Arthropoda; Insecta; Diptera; Culicidae. Gene Ontology annotation, cellular component: cytosol; elongator holoenzyme complex. Gene Ontology annotation, molecular function: tRNA binding. The record is from RefSeq and is a predicted model, not a curated record. Bases 97 to 3918 code for a protein of 1273 amino acids. Gene Ontology annotation, biological process: tRNA wobble base 5-methoxycarbonylmethyl-2-thiouridinylation.